AGUUAUCUGGUAAACUCAUUGAUCCUGCUUUCUAGUAUACCCCUCUUUUGUCUCUGUCUGCUGGAAUUCCCUUAUGAACCCUAACAUGUCUGGUCCUACCUGGCCUCCUCCGAAGACUCCGGGUAGCCCAGAGAGACCCGUCCCCCAGAUGUCCGGACCAGCCGUGUACAGACAGCCGCCCAAGAAGGUUUCCCGGGACACCCGGCCCAAAUAUGUGGUCCAUGACCAGAACAGAGACAGGAGGAGGAAUGGGCUCUAGGUACAUGGCUACAAGACCCACAGCUGGGCCCAUGCAGCACCACCACCAAGAGGACCCAAGGUUUCACCCUAAAUCUAAUGACCUCUACUACCAACCAUCUCCCCACGGUCUCAAAGAAGACCAGUCCUUGAACCCUCAUAUGGACCGAUUCCAGCUGAUGCACCGGGGACCUCCUAAGAAGCUGAUUGGACACCACUCUAACCGUGAUGCAGAGAUUGACUCGCUCACAUGCAUGCUGGCCGAUCUGGACAGCCAUCCACAAAACAGCGCACAGCUUAUUGACAACGACCACAUCUCAGGGGAUCGCUACAAACCCUCAGCCCAGCCAGGAGCAUCCUCACAGGGCAGGCUGUCCAUGGGUUUCCCCCCUCACCCCCAACCCCAGUACCAUCGUACACCCCCAUACCCCAGUGAUCCCCACCAGGGUCUCCAGUACUUCCCCCAGCCACACUACACCGACGCACAGGUCUCCAAACAGUACCCCCAGCCUGUCCCCGCCUCCUACACUACUGCCCUUACUGGCCCAAGGUUCAGUGUCCGGGUCAAAACAGCCCAGCCUCUCACCUACUCCCAAGCCGAGCAGGCUUACACCCCUCCCCCACACCGCCAGCACGCGUUGCGGUCCCCACCCAAAAAUCAGACUGGCCCCCAUGGCUGGUACCCUCCCCACCCCGCUUCCCAAGCCCAGGAGCUGCACUCUGAGAGGGGUUACAAGGGGAGUGCCGCAGGGUCUAGAGGGAGAGUCACCCACUGCCCCACGUCCAAUCGAGGCCCAGAGACUCACCAAUCAGGGUCAGGCUCGGCACCAAGCUCCGCCUACCAGCCCAGUAAGCAGGGGACAGCAGCUCCGAGGCCAGAAGAGGAGUUGGACCAGCUCACAAAGAAGUUGGUGUAUGACAUGAGUCAUCCCCAUACAGAGGAAGACUUUGGUCGCUGUGCACGUUGCGGCAACAACGUCCUUGGCGACGGCAGUGGCUGUAUCGCCAUGGAGCAGGUGUUCCACCUGGAGUGUAUAACUUGCAUCACCUGCCACGCCCAUCUCCGGGGGCAACCGUUCUACGCCCUGGACAAGCAGAGCUACUGCGAGAGCUGUUACAUUAGUAUCCUAGAGCGCUGCUUCAUGUGCUCCAAGCCCAUCCUGGACCGUAUCCUGCGGUCCAUGGGCAAUGCCUACCACGCGCGCUGCUUCAACUGUGUGGUGUGUGGCUGCUGCCUGGAUGGUGUGCCCUUCACUGUGGACGCCACCUACCAGAUCUACUGCAUAGACGACUUCCACAGGAAGUUUGCCCCUCGCUGCUCAGUGUGUGGCCAGGCCAUCAUGCCUGAGCUGGGCCAGGAUGCGGCGGUCAGUAUAGUGGCGCUGGGCCGCAACUUCCACGUCAACUGCUAUGUGUGUGAGGAGUGUGGUCUGCUCCUGUCCUCUGAGGAUGAGGGGCAAGGCUGUUACCUCCUGGACGGUCACAUCCUAUGUAAGGGCUGCAGCGCCCGGCACAUCCAGAUCCUCUCACCCAAAAUCUCCACUGACUGAUCACCAACUAUGAAAUCACCUCUGACCUUUAACCAAUGACCCCUCAACCCUUCCAUUACUUUAACCUGCUCUGCGGUAGAAUUUGCCCUAAGUAAUAGAUCUGGAAUCAGUUCUACUCCUGUGAUUCAUAACCUUAACCACAAGGGGGGAAAUGUUAACCUGACUUGAGAUCAGUCUUGAAGGGCAUCUUCAUCCCCCUUCACUUUCAUCCUCUCAUAGCCUUUAUUUUUCAGAUGCCCAAAGCUGAGGAGUCAGUAGUAGUAGUAGGUCUAUUAUUGAACCUCAAACUGACAGUCUUCAAUAUGAAGUCAUUAUUUAAUUUCACUUGACCAGGUUUAUUUGUACAGGGUAUUGAAACAUGGAUUGACAGUAAGUUCAACCCCUAUCCCCUUUCCUUAUCCUCUGCUUUACACUAUCACCUAUCCUCUCUAUUCUCUACCCCUACUCCCUUUCCACUACACUACACCCUAUCCCCUACCCCUCAGUCCCAUACCAGUACUGCAUAGAGCCCCUGACCUGCAGGCAGCAGGGGCUGCACUACCCCCAAACCCUUGACUGCAUCACUUCUCAUCUCUCACGCACUGUCCUGCAUGUUGCACACUGUCUCACACUAUCCUGCAUGUUGCACACUGUCUCACACUAUCCUGCACGUUGCACACUGUGUCACAUACUAUCCUGCAUGUUGCACGCUGUCUCUCACGCACCAUCCUGCAUAUUGCACAUUCUCACACACACCAUCCUGCCAGACACAGGUGGGACAUGGAAGGAGCUCUAUGGAAAAUAAUGAUUGCUUGAUAUUGACUAUGUGGACGAUCAUAAGUAGGGAAAUUAGGUGAUAUUGAGGAAGAGGAGGAUAAUGACGAGGAAUACAAAGUGUUCCUGGCUGUGGGGUAACUGACCAGUCCAGAUAAUGGAACGUAUAUUUUUGUAUACCACUAAAGUCAAUAACAGUGCUGAACUGCCUCAUAAGCAAAGUUCACAUAUGCAAGGUAUUUCUGUGACAGUUUAUAUUGCAAGUGGUUUUGGUUGUGGAGUGAAUGUGUUUGGAGACAUUUCAUUGGAGAGCAAGUGGGUGUAGUCAGUGUUGUGCAGUGAAUAGUUUUUAGAAAGGAGAAGGAAAGAAAGAUUGGUUAGAGAAGGAGAUCACUAAAGUUAAUGCUUUGAUCUCAUUGGAUGUUAAUAAUUUUUAUUUUAAAUGCAACCUUUUUAUUUAACUAGGCAACUCUGUUAAGCACAUUCUUAUUUACAAUGACGGCCUACCCCAGCCGAACCC
This is a messenger RNA of Salmo salar (Atlantic salmon), 3060 nucleotides long. The record is from RefSeq and is a predicted model, not a curated record. Lineage: Eukaryota; Metazoa; Chordata; Actinopteri; Salmoniformes; Salmonidae.